Messenger RNA from Miniopterus natalensis, 859 nucleotides. RefSeq names its product transmembrane protein 139 (gene TMEM139). The record is from RefSeq and is a predicted model, not a curated record. Lineage: Eukaryota; Metazoa; Chordata; Mammalia; Chiroptera; Miniopteridae.
GACACUGCUGAUCACUUAUUUUGGCCAUUUAUUUGACUUGAGAUUGAAGUACCUGAAACCCCAAAAAGUCGUCUGAUACAGUUACUUUGGAAUCUGACCCAGCCAUGAUGCCAGUUGCAUGCCCGUUUCUGGUUCAGAUACAACAGCUGUGUAUCUUUUGCAGGAGCCCGGGGUGGGGCCAUGGUGCCGAGCCAGUUGUGGGGGAGACUGGAGAAGCCACUUCUCUACCUGUGCUGCGUCUCCUUCUUCCUGGGGCUGGCUCUGCUGGGCAUAUGGCCAGAUAUCGUCCCCGUUGCUUCUUUCUUUCUGACCUUGGGUGGCUUCUGCUUGUUGGCCUGCCUCCUGGCCUGUUUUCUGAAAUGGGUGUUCCAAUUGGUGCAGCCAGCAAUGCAGCCGGAGAGCCCAGGGGCCUCAGGCAAUGCUCGAGACAAUGAAGCCUUUGAGGUGCCACCCUAUGAAGAGGCUGUGGUGUUGGAGUCACAGCGUUGCCCCCAAGAGUUGGAUCAACCACCUCCCUACAGCAGCGUUGUAAUCCCCCCAGGACUUGUAGAGGGUCAGCCUGGCCAUCCAGAGGGGCCCAGGAGAGCAAGAACAGAAAGGCGAGGGGGCUCAGAGGGCUCUAUGACCCCAGGAAGCCCUGGAGGAGCUCCAAUCAGCCUUCGGCUUCGGGGACCACGAGUCGUAUCCACUGCUCCUGACCUGCAGAGCUUGGGCACACUCCCCAUAUUGGAGUCGCUCCCAAAAUUGGAGCCUCUUACUCCACCCCCUGACUAUGAUGUCAGCUUUGGUGACCCUGAUAAUGACAAUGUUUUUUAUGAAGAUAACUGGACACCCCCGUAAGACUUUCCCAGGAUAUAUC